GCUUAGAGCCCAAGAGGCAAACAAUUCCUCCAAUGAUUAGCUUUCCUUCUUUGGAGACGGAGUAUCUGAAGAAACUCCAAACUUGCUGCUGUCCAUAUAUCUGUUCUAUUUCCAGGUUCCCUGCCUCUUUUUUGGUCUUUCUGUUUGCAUAGUUUAUAUCCCUUCCCCACUGGCAAAUUCCAGCUCUUUCUAUGCUCCCUAGUCCUCCCCAUACAUGUAUAUAUACAAAUAUAUUCCUUUCUAUUCCCUUCUUCAACAGGACAACACUCUUCUUCCUUCUCCCCCGCCUUCUUUGCACCUGUGUGAAUGAUCAGGUGCAUUUCUUUGUCCUGCAGUCUUCUUUUUGCAUAGAUGUGUGUUCCCAGUUCUACGUGCUUCUGUCUGUGUUGUAUAUGAUCAUUUCAUGUCUCCUGUAUUCAUAUGAAAAGUUUUGAUCUUUAUCGACUUCACGGAAGCUGUGAUAUGGGUUUCUUCCAUUGUUGCCAUAACUAGCUUUUGGUGUUGGGAGGAGGAGGAGGUUCCAAUGUUCUGUUGUGCAAAUAAUGCAUGUUGUGUUUAUGAAGAAAGGGUUUGAAAGAAUUCUGGGUUCUUUUCAAGCCUUAUAUGUUAUAGGUAAAUAUGAAAGCUUUGAUCUUUAUGGACAAUGGUGAUGCUAGUUAAUGAAUAAGGUGAAGUUCGAUAAUGGGUUUCUAUAAAAAUUCCCAUUCCAAGGCUUCUGGUUAUUGAGAGGAGAUCCAAUAUGUUAACUGCUCUGCACAGCCAUGUUUGGUUCAUCACAAAGUGUUUGAAAUAAUUCUGCUUUUUUUUUUUAGUCUAAUCAGUAAUCUCUUCAAUAACUUGUCUUGUUGCCUUCAAUUGUAGACUGUGAUUGAAAGGCGGGACGAAUAACCAUGGAUCAGAAGGAGAUUUCCCUGGAAGCUAUCAACAAGGAAACUGUAGAUCUGGAGAACAUCCCAGUUAAAGAAGUUUUCGAGAAGUUGAAUUGCACCAAAGAUGGACUGACUGGCGAUGAAGUUCAGCAAAGGCUGCAAGUCUUUGGUUACAACAAACUCGAAGAAAAACAUGAAAGCAAAGUCCUCAAGUUUUUGUCCUUCAUGUGGAAUCCACUCUCAUGGGUUAUGGAAGCAGCUGCUAUCAUGGCCAUUGCUCUUGCACAUGGUGAUGACAAACCUACAGAUUACCAUGAUUUUGUUGGGAUCAUUCUGCUGCUAAUCAUCAAUUCAACCAUCAGUUUCAUAGAAGAGAACAAUGCUGGAAAUGCCGCCGCUGCUCUCAUGGCUCGCUUAGCACCGAAGGCCAAGAUUUUACGCGAUGGGAAGUGGAAUGAGGAAGAUGCAGCUGAAUUGGUUCCUGGAGAUAUCAUUAGCAUCAAGCUAGGUGAUAUCAUUCCUGCUGAUGCUAGACUUCUUGAAGGAGAUCCUCUCAAAAUUGAUCAGUCUGCUCUUACAGGAGAGUCGCUUCCAGUAACUAGAGGCCCUGGUGGUGUGAUAUACUCUGGCUCAACAUGCAAGCAAGGUGAGCUCGAAGCAAUCGUCAUAGCCACUGGAGUCCACACCUUCUUUGGCAAGGCAGCUCAUCUCGUCGAGAGCACAACCCAUGUCGGCCAUUUCCAAAAGGUCUUAACUUCAAUUGGGAACUUCUGCAUCUGUUCAAUUGCUGCUGGGAUGUUAAUCGAGAUCAUAGCUAUAUACGGCUUCCAACAAAGAAGUUACCGUACUGGGAUAGACAACCUUUUGGUUUUACUCAUUGGUGGCAUCCCCAUUGCCAUGCCUACAGUUCUUUCAGUCACCAUGGCCAUUGGUUCUCAUCGCUUAUCUCAGCAGGGUGCCAUCACUAAGAGGAUGACAGCUAUUGAGGAAAUGGCAGGAAUGGAUGUCUUGUGUAGUGAUAAAACAGGCACUCUCACUCUUAACAAACUCACAGUGGACAAGAGUAUGAUAGAGGUCUUUGCAAAGAGCGUUCAGAAAGAUGAUGUUGUUCUGAUGGCUGCCAGAGCUUCGAGGUUGGAGAAUCAAGAUGCUAUUGACGCGGCCAUUGUUGCCAUGCUAGCUGAUCCAAAAGAGGCACGAGCUGGGGUUACAGAAGUUCAUUUCCUGCCGUUCAAUCCAACUGACAAGAGGACAGCACUGACUUACCUAGACAGUUCCGGCAAGAUGCAUCGAGUCAGCAAAGGCGCCCCAGAGCAGAUUCUUAAUUUGGCAUACAACAAAGCAGAAAUUGCCAAUAGGGUACAUGGAAUCAUCGACAAGUUUGCUGAGCGUGGACUACGAUCACUUGGGAUUGCCCGACAGGAAGUUCCUGACAAUCACAAGGAAAGUUCAGGUGGACCAUGGGAGUUUGUUGGCCUGCUACCACUCUUCGAUCCUCCGCGACAUGAUAGUGCUGAGACCAUUAGAAGAGCUCUUGAUCUUGGUGUUGGUGUCAAGAUGAUCACUGGUGAUCAGUUGGCCAUUGCAAAGGAGACUGGGAGGCGGCUUGGCAUGGGAACCAACAUGUAUCCUUCAUCAUCUUUGCUUGGAGAGAGCAAAGGGACAGGGUUUGAGUCUCUACCAGUUGAUGAGCUCAUUGAAAAUGCUGAUGGGUUUGCUGGUGUCUUCCCUGAACACAAGUAUGAGAUUGUGAAGAAACUGCAAGCCAAGAAGCAUAUUGUUGGGAUGACUGGUGAUGGAGUGAAUGAUGCACCAGCACUGAAGAUUGCAGACAUUGGAAUUGCCGUGGCUGAUUCAACUGAUGCGGCUCGUGGUGCCUCUGAUAUUGUGCUCACCGAGCCAGGGUUGAGUGUGAUCAUUAGUGCUGUCUUGACCAGCCGUGCAAUCUUCCAGAGGAUGAAGAAUUACACAAUAUAUGCAGUAUCCAUCACUAUCCGUAUAGUUAUGGGAUUCAUGUUGCUCACUUGCUUCUGGGAAUUUGAUUUCCCUCCCUUCAUGGUCCUCAUCAUCGCCAUCCUCAAUGACGGCACUAUAAUGACAAUUUCCAAAGACAGAGUGAAGCCAUCACCAGUACCAGAUAGCUGGAGGCUGGGUGAGAUCUUUGCGACUGGUAUCGUAUUAGGAGGAUACCUAGCCAUUAUGACUGUCAUCUUCUUCUGGGCAGUUUAUGAAACCAACUUCUUCUCGGAGCAUUUCCAUGUACCAAGCUUGAGAAAGAGUCACUACAACACGUCAGACCCGGAUGUGGUUGAUUUGCUUAAUAAGAAGCUAGCAUCGGCUGUUUACCUUCAAGUCAGCACAAUCAGCCAGGCGCUGAUCUUCGUGACUCGAUCCAGAAGCUGGUCCUUUGUUGAAAGGCCUGGUAUGCUUUUGGUCAUCGCCUUCAUCAUUGCUCAGUUGAUAGCGACGGUCAUAUCAGCGCUAGCAAACUGGGGAUUCGCUGGAAUUCAUAGCAUAGGCUGGAAAUGGACCGCCGUCAUUUGGGUUUACAACAUUGUGACUUACAUGCUUCUUGAUCCAAUCAAGUUUGGCGUCCGAUAUUGCUUGAGCGGCAGAGCUUGGGGACUUGUCUAUAACCAAAGGACUGCAUUGACUACACAAAAGGACUUUGGAAGGGAAGCUAGGGAAGCGGCAUGGGCGACUGAGCAGAGAACACUGCACGGCUUGCAAUCAGCAGAGUCGAAGCCAAUUCACGACAAGAGCACCUUCAGGGAAAUCAGCAUCGUUGCUGAAGAAGCCAAGAGGCGCGCUGAGCUUGCCAGGCUGAGAGAGCUGCACACACUCAAGGGCAAAGUGGAGUCAGUUGUGAAGUUGAAGGGAUUGGACGUUGAAGUCAACCCACAUUAUACAGUCUAAUCAAGGAGGCUACAACUGCUGAUGGUCUAUUUCACUUUUCACUUUUCUUCUUCUUCUUACAUGGAUUAUCAAGAAUGGUUAUUUUUCUUUUUUAACGAAGACCAAUAAUACACCUUUGUUGUUGUAGUAAAAUGAGAUUGGUGAA
Linum trigynum is the source of this 3930-nucleotide messenger RNA. The record is from the annotation of a GenBank genome assembly. NCBI's taxonomy places the organism in Eukaryota, Viridiplantae, Streptophyta, Magnoliopsida, Malpighiales, Linaceae.